Messenger RNA from Phycomyces blakesleeanus NRRL 1555(-), 1671 nucleotides. RefSeq lists its product as hypothetical. NCBI's taxonomy places the organism in Eukaryota, Fungi, Mucoromycota, Mucoromycetes, Mucorales, Phycomycetaceae. The transcript is spliced from 6 exons. The record is from RefSeq and is a predicted model, not a curated record. Bases 1 to 1671 code for a protein of 556 amino acids.
AUGACAAAUAGGGCAGAAUUACUUGCCAAUGGCAAAGUUUCCCAAACUGUCUCUCUUCCUGAUCAAAGCCAGUUUAUAUCAGCAAUGAUUCCUAACUUGGCUUUUGGAGAAAACAUCAACACAAGCAGUAAUGAGGAUAUAGAUAUCAUUGACAGUACUGAAGAUGAUAAGCCCAUGUACGAUGUUGGAGAAGAAUGUGAGAAUGACAUUGACGAAAUUGAAGACACUACACCCUUGCUAGGCUUUGAUUUUAGCCAGCCUCUUCCUGUUCUCAGCAACAAUGAGAAAAAGAAUCUCGCGUUCAUGCAGUUGAUCCAAGAGUUCGGAAUUUCUUGUCAAGCCCACAAAAAGAUUGUAGAACACUUCAACCAGAUUUUUAAUUGUUCUAUCAAUAUUACAUACCAAGCAUGCAGCCCACACCUUGAAAACAAGCUUCUUGAGCACUUCUUGGGUAUCAAAGCAGACGGAUACAACAUUUGCAUCAGAGAUUGUAUGCAGUUCAAUAACAAGAAUGAUAUUGCAUGCGUAAAAUGUGGUGAAGCAAGAUACAGAAAUGGCCAAACUAGCAAAAGUGAUACCAGGGUUCCUGUGAGAUCAAUUGUACAGCUUCCUUUGGCCAGACAGCUUGCUUUGUGUUUGGCUGAUGACAAGACCAGGGCUGAAAUGCUCUAUCAUCAUAACCACCAAUCUAGCCAAGACGGACAGAAAGCAGAUAUUUUCAAUGGUCAUGUAUACCAAUCUAUGAAGCAUCUGUUUUCUGGUGAAAACAAUAUUGCGAUUUCGUUGUCCAUAGAUGGGUUCAACUCACACAAUGUAUCUGGAUCAGUAACUAUUAUUCAUGCAACUGUCUUGAACUUGAGUCCAACAAUCCAUUAUGAGAAAAACAGAAUGAUCCAAAUAGCAAUGCUUCCUGGUCGUACUGGUCCCAGAGACAUCUGGUUUUUUCUUGAACCAAUGCUGAGAGAUCCCUGUUUGCUCCAGACAGAAGGCAUAGAAGUAAAGACACUAACAAUGACAAUCAGAGCAAAGAUGCAUGUCCUCAUGGCCACUGGUGAUAUUCUGGCUCUGGCAAAGCUGGCAUGCCAUGUUGACCACACAAUGGGCCAAACUCCUAAACAUGACCAGUACUUCCGCAUGUUGCUUGGAACCCAGACGUGCUCACUGGAGAGUUUCAGAAACUACAAUCUGGCAAGCAGUGAAGACAGAAAGGGACUCAAUGGUCAGUUACUGUUAGUCGUAAUGGAAACAUUCUCUGACCCGUUUUUUUUUGUGUUAGACGAGAUACAUGGUCUGUGCCACGGAAUUGAUAAACAAUAUGGAAUCAAGCAUCCUCUAUAUCUUUCUCUUGCAACUCAAAGAGAGAUUGGUGCUGCAAUGGUAGCUGCAAAAUCUACAAUACCUACAUCAUUGCAUGGUGUCUGGAGAGAUGUGACAAAGAAUGCCAGUUUUUUUAGAACUGUAGAUUGGGCAGACUUUUUACUCUUUGUUGUCCCCACAUUGGUUGCAGAGCAUGUCCUAGACUCGGUUACCCAAAAGGCAUUACUUGGCCUGGUUCAAACAUGCAAUUUACUCAUGAGCUGGGAGUUAUCAGCAGAGAAUCAAACCUUGAUGAGAAGUCAUCACUGGAAAAAUAGGGUAAUUUCAUCUGGAUCAAAUGUACCAAAAAUGUAG